Callorhinus ursinus (northern fur seal) is the source of this 474-nucleotide messenger RNA. The record is from RefSeq and is a predicted model, not a curated record. Lineage: Eukaryota; Metazoa; Chordata; Mammalia; Carnivora; Otariidae.
AUGAGCACGGUCGACCUUGCCCGCGUGGGCGCGUGUGUCCUGAAGCAUGCGGUGACCGGGGAGGCCGUGGAGCUGCGGAGUCUGUGGCGGGAGCAGGCGUGCGUGGUGGCCGGCCUGCGGCGCUUCGGCUGCUCUGUGUGUCGCUGGAUCGCCCAGGACCUCAGCAGCCUCAGGGGGCUACUGGACCAGCAUGGCGUGCGCCUGGUGGGCGUGGGGCCCGAGGCCCUGGGCCUGCGGGAGUUUCUGGACGGGGGCUACUUCGCAGGAGAGCUCUACCUGGAUGAAAGCAAGCAGUUCUACAGGGAGCUGGGCUUCAGACGGUACAACAGAUUGAGCAUUGUGCCCGCUGCCCUGGGGAAGCCUGUGCGUGAUGUGGCCCUCAAGGCUAAAGCUGUUGGCAUCCAGGGGAACCUGUCGGGGGACUUGCUGCAGAGCGGAGGGCUGCUGGUGGUUACCAAAGAAGUCCCUGGGUGA